GCGACGGCAUUGAUCAACUUCAACGGCACGAUGCCUGCGGGCUCCUCUAGCCUGCUAGACGAUCACUGGGAUGAGUUGAUCCAGCGAGUCGUCUGUAGUCUUCCUCGAAUGGCUUGGGCGCCUGCUAACGAAGCUGUUGAUUUCUUCGAUGGACUUGCUCGUGGUUUACUACAUUCCAUUGGUCCAGGUUCAAGCAGUCACCAUCAUGGUCCCGAGGAAGAUCCUACUCCGGCACGACAAGCCUUUCCUUUUCGACUGGCCCAACUUUCUUCAGUCAGUCUUGAAUGUUUAAAAAAGCUGAUGGAGCAGAAUGUGCCUAUCGAGACGACCAAUUCCCUAACCGAUCCAUGCGUAUGGCUCGACUACCUAGGCGCUAUUUAUCAUAGCCUAGGAAACCUGAUUCGUCGACUCUCUGGCGUAUCGAGUCGUAGCGGCAGCGGCGGCGGCUCUGAUGUGAAUCAUGGGGGCAGUUGUAACGAUAUCGGAGCGUUGCAUGACGCGGUGGCACAAGCUUGUCUGGCUGCUUGUCAACAAUUCGCUCAUGAAAGCCUUUGGCCUGUUCUGGCCUGUCUAAUGGGACACUAUGCUCAACGUAUGCGGCCUAUGGAGCACAUUUGCCGCACAAUUCGCUACUUGUUACGCUGCCUUUCCAUCCAUCUCAAGGACCUUCUGCCCAGUAUAGCAGAAAAGGUCUUUAUAGUAACUCGUUUUAUGUUAAUUAUCCGUAAAUGA
This is a messenger RNA of Protopolystoma xenopodis, 732 nucleotides long. The record is from the annotation of a GenBank genome assembly. NCBI's taxonomy places the organism in Eukaryota, Metazoa, Platyhelminthes, Monogenea, Polystomatidea, Polystomatidae.